Nasonia vitripennis (jewel wasp) is the source of this 3028-nucleotide messenger RNA. RefSeq lists its product as uncharacterized. The record is from RefSeq and is a predicted model, not a curated record. The coding region runs from base 172 to 2994 and encodes 940 amino acids. The transcript is spliced from 5 exons. Lineage: Eukaryota; Metazoa; Arthropoda; Insecta; Hymenoptera; Pteromalidae.
GUUAUAGUCACAUACAUGGAUAACCAGACAAUUUCGUACCGUUGAGUUAAUCGAUCUCGAAAAAUGUCCGGUCCGAUAAGCUCCGCGAGUUCGAGAAAUUUCAGUACGCGAUGCUUGCCCUCUACAGCUAAAUGGACGCGUUGAUUUCAGGACUUCCGAGAGAUAUUCAACAUGUCGGAGCCUGAACGACGAGAAAUCGCGGAAGAAAAAUUUUUGAGCAAAAUCUACAAUUACAUCCUCGAGAGUCCGGACCUCGACCUCCUGCGCCGACUCUUCGUGCCGUCGAUCGAUCGGCGGGUUCAGGCUCUGUUGGAGCACUUCGUCUACAGGGAUCACGAGGACACUCCGAAGCGUCUUUUCGGUGGCGUGGACGCAUGGCUCGAGGCUUCGGAGAGGCUUCUGAGGGUCGACGGACUGGCUGGGGUCUUGGUCGACUCCGUUCUCAUGAGCAACCGGUUGGACCACAUCGGCAGGGAAAUCGACGAGAUCGGCUUCGGGAGACCUCGGCUGGGCUUCGGUCUGACCAGAGGAUGCGAGAGGCUGGAGCAGUGGAUAGCUCGCUGUCAGUCUACCUUCCUCGGUCGAACCCCACCGGAAGCCACUACCAGCGUCUCGCCUACCCCGACGAGACAAUGCUCGACGCGCAAACGCAAGGCCAGCAACUGCCACGAGGCACUACCGCCGGAAUCCAAUCCCUUCGACGCCUGUCCUUCGAGCUUGGGGGAUCAAACGAAAAGCCGAAGUCGAGCGUCGACAAAGCUCCGCCGAGCCACCACUGUGUCGGCUUCCAGGAGCGAUAAACUCAAAGUCGUCGUCACCGAAGUUUGCCGGGACGGCGGGACGCGACGGAGCGAUUACUUGAAGCUGCCCUGCGACUCCAAGGCUUUGAGGGAGAAAGUUUUCGGGAAAGGGAAUUUCCCGACCAGCAAUGGAAGGCUCGACGAGCGACUUCAAAGCGUGUGCGUUUGCUUGAACAACGUGACGCAGCGGAUGCAAGCGAACGACGCGUCUUUGUCCUGCGAUAUUCGCAAAAACUACGUGCGCUUCAAGCUCGGUCGUGUAAAGUCCAGGCUGUGCGCGUUCGCCAGCAGAGUCGCUUUGGGUAGACCGCGAGGAAGACGUUCCACUUGCGGUGGAGGUAGAGACUAUUCGGACGCUAAUGUCAGAUUUUGCAAGGAGGUGGAGGAUGAAGAGCCGUUGAGCGAGACCGAUCAGUCGACCAAGUACCUGUGGUGCAAAGACGGCGAGGAAUUCGUUGCUUCUUCACUCGAGGGGGAAGACGACGACAGUUUCGAUGAAGACGAAAUUUUGUCGUCAACUCGGAUCGAUGCUCGGGAAGAUUGCGGCUCACAAUCGCGCAGAGAGAAAGAACAGGAAAAUUCAGUCAGUGUCAAAGGCAAAGUGGCAGCUGAGGCUUGUGCUUGCAAGAACGAAAAUAUACUACGAGAGUUAGGCCUCGCCUGCGAUGAAGUGGGCUCGACGAAGGUAAACGAGAAAAAUGGCAGUGACUCUGUUCAAAAAGACCUUAAGGACACUGGUGUAAUGACAGAGGAAAUUCAAGAAAGCUCUGUGGUAUUGAAAAACGCGGAAACCUGCACCGGCGAUACCGACGACAGCGUGGAGCUCACCAACGUCUACAUCAACGAGAUAUCCCUCUGCUACUGCGACGAGAAAGAAGAGACCACCAAACACUGCAUAGGUGUAAACACCGAAUGCCGUCUGUCAGCUUUCGCGAAUACCGGCACGAAUACCGACUGCGCGAAAUUCCGAGAAACUUGGACGCAGGUAUUCUUCAAGGAAAUUCACUUCUGCGCCUGCGACAAGCAAGUCGACCAAGAGUUCGAGAUAAAAAGUAUAAAAUUCGAAGAUCGCGACGCCGACCACAGCUGCAAGUGCAACAAGGAGACGAGCACCGACGACAAGUACACCCUGAUCGAGCUGGAUUGCGCGAUUCCGCGAGAUUACGAGGAAGUCUGCGAAAAAAUGAGCUACUCGCCCCGCAAGAAAUCGGAGUGUGCCGAUGGCAUGAGGACGAAAAUCAACGAGAUCGUCGAUUUGAACGAGAAAAUUCGAGAGAAGUUCAGGGUCUUGAAGGGUAGUAAAGAUCUCUGUUCCGUCUCGGUCCAGACCCUGUGCAAGCGCUCGUGCUCCAGCAGGAACAUCGAGAUUCAAGUGAGGACGUCGGUGACGUCGCUGAAAUCUAACUCAAAUAUCAAAUGUGCAACGAAAACCCUCGAACGAGAGGAAAGUACAGCAACCCAGUGCACCAAAGUCUGCGACAACUCGGUCUGCCAAUUCAAAAACGAAGAUUCAACUCUGAGGCGGUCGAUCCUGACCGAAGUCGCCGCCUCACUGGACGACCCAACGCUGCGAAAGCUUCGCGACAACCUCAACGCCUGCGAAGUCAUUCACGAAUCCUUCGUAACCAGCAAAAAAUCAACCUCGUCUCGCUGCGACAGCAGAUUCGCCCAAGGCGACGCGGUCCAGCUUCACAGCCGGUCCUUCAUCCGCCUCGAGCACAAGGUCCAACGCACCUGCAGGUGCAGCAAGAAGAACCACUUCCUGAACUUCCUCUCUGAGCACCUGACCAGAGAAAGCUUCGAGAGGUGCAAGAGCCUCCUGCGCUCGAUCCUGCGCAAGCUCCUCGAGAAGGUGAAAGCUCUGAACGAGCUUCGCAAGCCUACGUGUCGUCGUGCAGGCUGCUGUGCGACAUGCCAUCACGAGCCGAGUCGCCACGAGAGAACAACCUGUGGGACGAGACUCGCCGCCGGUGCUUCGGACGGCUACGUCAGCCGUUGGUCGAUCAAGGAAUUCUCGAGGGCGAACGAAUUUACACGGGCGUGCCGCGAUUUCGAGAAUCGACGCGGAAGACAGCUUGUUCGGAGGGAACCGACGAGGAGAAGGUCCUCGGAAUGGGAGCACGUGUCCUCCGAACGCUGUAGGAGGAUCGAGGCUUUCACCUCCGCUUGGCGCGAUGGAACUGAUCCCCUGUAAACUCGUUUAUUAAUAAACAUAACGCAUAAGUAUA